This is a messenger RNA of Acanthosepion pharaonis, 819 nucleotides long. The record is from the annotation of a GenBank genome assembly. NCBI's taxonomy places the organism in Eukaryota, Metazoa, Mollusca, Cephalopoda, Sepiida, Sepiidae.
AUGCGAUUCACAUUCUUCAAACCAUCUAUCUAUCUAUCUAUCUAUCUAUGCGAUGACCUUCUUCAAUCUAUCUAUCUAUCUCUAUCUAUCUAUGCGAUUCACUUCUUCAAACCAUUCAUCUAUCUAUCUAUCUAUCUAUGCGAUUCACUUCUUCAAUCUAUCUAUCUAUCUAUCUACGAUUCACUUCUUCAAUCUAUCUAUCAACUAUCUAUCUAUCUAUCUAUCUAUCUAUCUAUCUAUACGAUUCACUUCUUCAAACCAAUAUCUAUCUAUCUAUCUUAUCUAUCUAUCUAUACGGAUUCCUUCUUCAAUCUAUCUAUCUAUCUAUCUAUCUAUCUAUCUAUCUAUCUAUCUAUCUAUCUAUCUAUAAAAUUUCCUUCUUCAAACUAUCUAUCUAUCUAUCUAUGCGAUUCUUUUCAAUCUAUCUAUCUAUCUAUCUAUCUAUCUAUCUAUCUAUCUAUCUAUGCGAUUGGACUCUUCAAACCAUCUAUCUAUAUCAUAUCAUCUAUCUAUGGGAUUAAAUUUUCUUCAAACUAUCUAUCUAUCUAUCUAUCUAUGCGAUUCACUUCUUCAAACCAUUCUAUAUCUAUCUAUCUAUCUAUCUAUACGAUUCACUUCUUCAAUCUAUCUAUCUAUCUAUCUAUCUAUCUAUCUAUCCAUCUAUGCGAUUCCUUCUUCAAACUAUCUAUCUAUCUAUCCAUCUAUCUAUGCGAUUCACUUCUUCAAUCUAUCUAUCCAUCUAGUCUAUUCAUCUAUCUAUCAUCUAUCCAUCAUUCCAUCUAUCUAUCUAUGCGAUUCCUUCUUCAAACUAUCAUCUAA